GACCUGCAGACCAGAGGGAUGAACUGGAGUCGGAAGGUUGAGUGGAAAUAAAGUUUCUCCGUGACCCUCUGUGGAUAUAAGGAGGUCUGCGUAGAAGCCCGUAUUGUUUUCAGUGGAUGUAAAUUCGGGCUGUGUGAGCUGCACUAACGUCCAUGAGCAAAGUUUUAUCCAACAUCCCAUUCUAAUUCAGUCUAUCAGGUGGUUUGACAGUGCGUCCUGAUCUUCUGAGCACAGGUGAUUGGUCACUUUGCUCAACACUGUCCUUAACAGAAAGACGCCAAAGGUGGAUUUGAACUGAAACCUAAAAGUCAUAUCUGGAGGAAGACAAAGAUCACCUGAUUCCAGCAAACAUGGAUGGAAGACCCACCUGUGACCAAUGUGGGAAGACUUUCACCAGAGUGAGUGGGCUGAAGGAACACCUACGCAUCCACACUGGAGAAAGACCAUUUGACUGUGACCAAUGUGGGAAGACUUUCACCACAAUGAGUAGGCUCAAGGAACACCUACGCAUCCACACUGGAGAAAAACCAUAUUAUUGUGACCAGUGUGGGAAAACUUUCACCACAAUGGGUGGGCUGAAACAACAUUUAACCUUCCACACUGGAGACAGACCAUAUGAUUGUGACCAGUGUGGGAAGACAUUCACUUGUGCAAGUAAUCUAAUAAGGCACCAACGCAUUCACACUGGAGAAAGACCAUAUCACUGUGACCAGUGUGGGAAGACUUUUACCGCAGCAUCUGACUUAAAAGUGCACCUCCGGAUUCACACUGGUGAAAGACCAUAUGACUGUGACCAGUGUGGGAAGACUUUCAACACAGCAGGUGACUUAAAUAGACACCAACGCAUCCACACUGGAGAAAGACCAUAUUACUGUGACCAGUGUGGGAAGACUUUCACCACAGCAGGUGACUUACAAAAACAUCUACCCAUUCACACUGGAAAAAGACCAUAUUUCUGUAACCAGUGUCGCAAGACUUUUCUCACACCAAGCUAUUUAAAAAAACAUCAACGUAGCCACACAGGAGAAAGACUAUAUGACUGUGAGCAAUGUGAGAAGACUUAUAUCACAGCAAGUGACUUAAAAAAACACCAACGCAUCCACACUGGAGAAAGGCCAUAUGAAUGCAACCAGUGUGAGAAGACUUUUAUCACAGCAAGUGACUUAAAAAAACACCAACGCAUCCACACUGGAGAAAGGCCAUAUGACUGUGACCAGUGUGGAAAGACUUUCACUUUGGCUUGGAAGUUAAAAAGGCACCAACAAAUUCACACUGGCGAAAGACCAUAUGACUGUGACCAGUGUGGAAAGAUGUUUACUAGAAUGAGUGGGCUUAAAGUCCACCAACGCAUCCACACUGGAGAAAGACCAUUUGGCUGUGACCGGUGUGGAAAGACUUUCACUUCAACUAGUAAGUUAAAAAGGCACCAAUGGGUCCAUACUGGAGAAAGACCAUAUGAUUUGGAUGCACUGAAGUCAGACUGA
Sphaeramia orbicularis (orbiculate cardinalfish) is the source of this 1484-nucleotide messenger RNA. Its product is annotated as zinc finger protein 271-like. The transcript is spliced from 5 exons. The record is from RefSeq and is a predicted model, not a curated record. Bases 351 to 1484 code for a protein of 377 amino acids. Gene Ontology annotation, biological process: regulation of transcription by RNA polymerase II. Lineage: Eukaryota; Metazoa; Chordata; Actinopteri; Kurtiformes; Apogonidae. Gene Ontology annotation, molecular function: RNA polymerase II transcription regulatory region sequence-specific DNA binding; DNA-binding transcription factor activity, RNA polymerase II-specific. Gene Ontology annotation, cellular component: nucleus.